UUGUACUCCAUCUCGAAAUUCAUCUAAUUCGAGCAGAUUAGCUUGAUUAAGGGUUUUUAUUUUUAUAAUUUUGUCAAUAUUACGUUUUCUGCAGCUUGAGCCCGUUGAAUUCUGCCCCCAAAAUUUCAGAGGAAGAAUAAAUGAAGAAUCUGAUAUCUGCAACUCUAAAUACAACAUUUCAGUGUGUGCAUCAUGAAAUCGCUGAAAUCAAGGUCCAGUUGCCUAGUUUGUAAAGUCGCCUACCGUCAUAGAGAAAGUAUGGAAAUUGCAUCAGGGGUUAAUGUCAAACAACUGCUGAAAACAUACAAUUUGUUUUCUGUCAUUCUUCAGAAGAAACUGAGGCUGCAGGUGAGAAGAUCCAUUACAUUAAUGGCAAGCCUGUUGCUCAAUAUUGCAGUGGUAGCUCCGUGGUCAUACAUUCACACGAGUAUUGCACUGAUUACCUGCAUAUUGCAUCACAAAUUAGUUAUUUGUUGUUCUGCUCUCACAGUUGAAGAGAAGGACAUUGUUUCUGAAUUUGAGGAGUCAUCUGGAGUUACAGUGUUGAAGAAAUGGAAUUCAAGUAUCACGCAUGUCAUUGCAUCUACAGAUGAAAAUGAAGCAUGCAGAAGAACACUCAAAAUUUUAAUGGGUGUCUUGGAGGGGAUGUGGAUAUCGAAUAUUGCAUGGGUCAAGGCUUGCCUGAAGUCCAUGGAACUGGUUGAUGAAGAAAAUGUGAAAUGGCCGUGGAUUCUCUGGGGGACGGUCCAUGACUUGGAAGACUAAGACUUCUAAACAAGGUUUUCAUCUCCUAACCUAGUCAGUUUUAUCCUGAUCAGCAACCAAAACUUUUUGAUGGGUUUAAAUUCUACCUGAUGGGAGAUUUCGUACCCUCAUAUAAGGGAUAUCUACAAGACCUACUAAUUGCUGAUAGUGGAACCAUUCUACACAGGAAGCCCAAUUCAGGAGAUCAAAUCAAAGAGUCCCAUUGUCCAGCUCCUCUAUACCUUCAACCUACAUAGUUUACAGCCUCCAAUUGCCCCAUAAUUAUGAUCCCAGCCAAAAAGAUACAAUCUUGAACCAGAGGCAAUCCAAUGCAGAGACACUGGCAACUUCAAUCAGACCCAAAGCGGUAAGCAAUUCCUGGCUCCUGAACUCCAUUGCUGCAUUCAAACUACAAAAAUUUCCCUAUAAUAAUUAAGGAAAAUGUAU
Molecule: messenger RNA, 1191 nt
Organism: Rubroshorea leprosula
Lineage: Eukaryota; Viridiplantae; Streptophyta; Magnoliopsida; Malvales; Dipterocarpaceae
Source: the annotation of a GenBank genome assembly